Messenger RNA from Hyla sarda, 863 nucleotides. RefSeq lists its product as uncharacterized. The coding region runs from base 127 to 801 and encodes 224 amino acids. NCBI's taxonomy places the organism in Eukaryota, Metazoa, Chordata, Amphibia, Anura, Hylidae. The record is from RefSeq and is a predicted model, not a curated record. The transcript is spliced from 2 exons.
CACAGGGCACUAGAGGGGCUUCAGGGGGGGGGGAGAAACCAUGCACAGAGCCAGCACUGCUUCAACUAUUAGGUCAAGCAAGCCCAGAUAUAAGCAGAUGUAGUUAUAGCUCAGAGGUAGGUAGAGAUGGCAGGGAGGAGGGUACUCACUGUUGCUGCAGUGCCCAGCAGCCUAGCCAGAGUAGAGGAGUCCAAAGGCUACCCUAGGGCUAUAGUACCCCCACAGAGCCCCACAAAUCCUCAGGAGAAAGCGUUGCUGUCCUCCGGUGCUCUCCUGCAUCGAGCUGUACUUCAGCGCCACAGCCUGGCAGGCUCAGAAGCGCGGGGAGAGCAGGAGUUGCCUAGGAGACCCAGCACAGGAUCAAGCUCCGCCCACGAAGACCAACAAUGGCGGGGCCUCCAGCCACCGCAGCCAGGGACCAGCCCAGGAUUCCGGCAAGCAGAGGACACCGCAGAGUACCUUGCAGCAGCAGUGCCUCCCCUCCGUCUCCACUCCAGGGCCGACUUCCACCACCACCUGAACAGCCGCCGUCCGGCCCCACCAGGGAUCAGUUCACCGCUGCUGGCACCCAGGACCACUGCCACGGCCACAGGAGACCUUCCGAAGCUCAGAGCACCCCCCCUUAGAAUGUCUGAAGCAGGAAGAAAGAGAAUCAGGAAGACUAGGCACAGAGCUUACACCAUGUGCCAGGAGCUCCUGCCAGAGGAUUGGGAAGGAGACGUCUGCCAGCUAUGUUUGCCAUCACCAGCUCAGCCUUCAACCCAAAUGGAUCUCAUUGCCUUUUUGGGGUGGUUUAAAUGAUCAGCUAUGCACCACCUUUCAAAGAGAUAUAAACGUCAUUUGAGGAGAAAAAGCAGCGUAAA